Messenger RNA from Drosophila albomicans, 1720 nucleotides. RefSeq names its product tetraspanin-17 (gene Tsp26A). The transcript is spliced from 6 exons. Gene Ontology annotation, biological process: protein localization to plasma membrane; protein maturation. Gene Ontology annotation, cellular component: membrane. Bases 203 to 1144 code for a protein of 313 amino acids. The record is from RefSeq and is a predicted model, not a curated record. Lineage: Eukaryota; Metazoa; Arthropoda; Insecta; Diptera; Drosophilidae.
UUACCAACUUACAGGUAUUGGCCAAUUGCCAUCUAUCGUCUCAGUCGCACAACUGCUAUGUCGAAAAACUGUGGCUGGUAAACACAGCUUUUCGUCGAUUUUUAGUAAAAAAAAAUUGUCAACCAUAAAAAGAGUCAUUAGAUUUCAAAAGCGGUCAAAUAUUAGUAGUCGUAGUAUUAGAAUCUGAAUCUGUUAUCGUAAAAUGCCUGCGGUGCGAAAAUAUCGACGCGAAACAAGUGAAAUCAGUUGCUGCCUCAAAUACUUGCUCUUCACCAGCAAUGUACUCAUCUGGAUGGCAGCGCUUCUUGUCCUCGCUAUUGGCAUUUGGGCCUGGACCGAGAAGGAUAUGUUCCGCAACAUUAGCAAACUUACAUUCAUUGCUUUGGAUCCCGCCUUCGUACUCAUCAUAUUGGGCACCAUCACAUUUAUGCUCGGCUUUAUGGGCAGUGUGGGAGCGUUGCGUGAAAAUACUUGUCUUCUGGGAGCUUAUGCCAUAUUUUUGAGCGUGCUGCUGCUCAGCGAAAUUGGCUUCUGUGGCCUGGCAUUUGUGCUCAAGGACAAAGGCUGGAUUAAAGAUCAGGCCACGGAGGGAUUGCGCGCCUUUAUCAAACAUUAUCGCGAGGAUCCCGAUCAACAGAACUUAAUUGAUUGGAUUCAAGAGGAUUGGCUGCAAUGCUGUGGCAUUGAUGGGCCCAAGGACUGGGAUAGCAACAACUAUUUUAAUUGUUCGUCCAUUGCUAUUGGCAGUCGAGAGGCCUGCGGUGUGCCCUUCUCCUGCUGUCGCCGUCGACCGCAGGAGGUGAUUAAGAACAAGCAAUGUGGUUACGAUGUACGCAAGGAAGGCUACCCUGUGGAUAGGAAUAUUCAUGAGCGUGGAUGUUUACGCGCUGGCGAGGAUUGGCUAGAAACGCAUUUAAUAGGCGUCGCAGCCUCGUGCGUUGCCCUGCUCAUUAUGCAGAAUGGAGAGUUGUCGAAGAUCAUUUAUGAAAAAGGCUGCGUUCAGGCUGGCGAAGAGUGGAUCGAGCAUAAUUUAAUUAUAAUUUCAACGGCCGCCAUUGGUGUUAUGUUUUUCCAGAUCCUCGGCAUUUGUUUUGCGCAGAAUUUACGUGCCGAUAUCUAUACGCAAAAAUCGAAAUGGCACUGACAAAUGGCUCACGCUGCCCCCACAGCACUUUAGAAAGAGUUAUUAAAGUAAUUAGUGAUUUAACGCGCUGGAGAAUUGAGAUAAGGUAAGAAGAACACCAGCAACAAUAGAACAACAACUAGAACAACUAUAACAAUGGAUCUACGCUUCGGUUAGUACACUAUACACUAUAUACUAUACACUAUAAAUACCUAAACUAAAUGUGUGUCUACUAAAAGAAAAAAACAAACGAAAUAACGCAUUCCGUCUCCAUGGACAUUGACUAAAAACUAUUCACUAGGUUGCCAAAUUUUUUUGCUGUUUUACGUAGGCUUCUCUUUAAAUCUAAAACAAAAUCAAACAAAGACGAGGAAAAAAGAAAACGACAAUUUGCAUACAUUUUCUAUACAUUUUUACACAACGUGAAAACAAAAUGAUGGAGAAGAAAAUAACAAAAAAAAAGAGGAAAAAUAUUACUCGAAAUGCAGCUGUGAUAUAUUUUUAAUGAAUGUAUAGAAAUGAGACAAACCAAAAUGCAUAUGCAAAUAAAUUUUCACACACAAUAAAUAAAAGUAAAUUCAAAGAAACACAAAAUCA